Messenger RNA from Sarcophilus harrisii (Tasmanian devil), 5801 nucleotides. RefSeq names its product small glutamine rich tetratricopeptide repeat containing beta (gene SGTB). NCBI's taxonomy places the organism in Eukaryota, Metazoa, Chordata, Mammalia, Dasyuromorphia, Dasyuridae. Bases 112 to 1026 code for a protein of 304 amino acids. Gene Ontology annotation, molecular function: protein binding; molecular adaptor activity. Gene Ontology annotation, biological process: post-translational protein targeting to endoplasmic reticulum membrane. The record is from RefSeq and is a predicted model, not a curated record. The transcript is spliced from 11 exons. Gene Ontology annotation, cellular component: membrane; TRC complex.
ACGCGCUCCUGUGGUCCUGCCCGCGGUCCUUCGGCAGCCCGCCGUACUGUGGCUGCAUCCUCGCUGCUCAUCCUUCUCGCAGGGUAGGAGUUCAUACUCCAAGCUUGCAAAAUGUCAUCUAUCAAGCAUCUCGUCUAUGCAGUUAUCCAUUUUUUGCGGGAACAAAGCCAGAUAGAUACUUAUACUUCAGAUGAACAAGAAAGCUUGGAAGUUGCAAUUCAGUGCUUAGAGACAGUUUUCAAGAUCAGCCCAGAAGAUACUCACCUUGCUGUAUCACAACCGCUGACAGAAAUGUUCACAAAUUCCUUCUGUAAGAAUGACAUUUUGCCACUCUCAAAUUCUUUGCCUGAAGAUGUGGGGAAAGCAGAUCAAUUGAAGGAUGAAGGUAAUAACCACAUGAAGGAAGAAAACUAUGGUGCUGCAGUGGACUGCUAUACACAGGCCAUAGAACUGGACCCAAAUAAUGCAGUUUAUUAUUGCAACAGGGCUGCUGCCCAAAGCAAACUAGGUCACUACACGGAUGCAAUAAAGGAUUGUGAGAGAGCAAUAGAAAUCGAUUCCAAGUACAGCAAAGCCUAUGGGAGAAUGGGGCUGGCCCUUACUGCCAUGAAUAAAUAUGAAGAAGCAAUUACAAGUUAUCAGAAAGCAUUGGAUCUUGACCCAGAAAACGAUUCUUAUAAGUCUAAUUUGAAAAUAGCAGAACAGAAAUUAAGGGAGGUGGCUAGUCCUACGGGUACAGGACUGAGCUUUGACAUGGCUAGUUUGAUCAACAAUCCAGCCUUCAUUAGCAUGGCGGCAAGUUUAAUGCAGAAUCCUCAAGUUCAACAACUCAUGUCUGGAAUGAUGACAAAUGCCAUUGGGGGUCCUGCUGCUGGGGUUGGAGGCCUAACUGAUCUGUCCAGUCUCAUCCAAGCGGGACAGCAGUUUGCUCAGCAGAUACAGCAGCAGAAUCCUGAGCUUAUUGAGCAGCUGAGAAAUCACGUCCGGAGUAGAUCCUUUAGCAGCAGCACUGAAGAGCACUCCUGACUUGUUGGGAGACUUCUCCUAGAAUUACAAUGUGAAUGGUUUUAUAGGCCUGACAUGUUUGCUGUAGUUAGUUGGGGGGUGGGAGGGGGGAAAGAAAGAAAGAAAAAAGAAAGAAAGAAAGAAAGAAACAAAGAAAGGGCACCAUUUUAACUCUGCUGCUUGGAAAUGAGAUGAAGAGAAAACCCUGGUGUGUUUCUUUAAGAAUAAAUCUGUUUAGAAAAUAGAUUUACCAAUCACAGACUUGAACAUAUCAUUGUACGUACGUAGAGUGAUUCCUUUGUAACUGAAUAUUUAAUAGCCUUAUUAACUAGGAUACCAACAUAACAGUUGACAAGAUUCUAUUUUCAGUCUCUAUCCUGUGUAUUAGUAUUGUGUCAGGGCCUCUUCACAGAAGGAAAUAUUAACUGAACACUAGGCUGUUUGUUGGGGAGGGCUUUGGCUCAGCAUGCCUUUGUGGGGACAGGGGUAAGGCAAGAUUUUUAAAUGCCACCUUAUUCCUUUGACUUUUUGGUCAGAUGUCUUUUGCUCUGUGUCCCAGAAGCACUGUAUUUGCACCUGAGCAGCAUGGAGCCAGGGCUAACACAGCUCACCCUCACCCUUACUCUCAGCGAGCUCCCUUCUGGCAUUGCUUGUUCAUGUCAGAGGAUCCAGACCAUAGUUACUAGUGUCAGCUAAUUUAGUAUUAUUCAUGGUAAUGGGUGAGAAAUAAACUAGGAACUGGUGAAAAGGAAAGCUUGGAGUAAUUUAGAGGGGAAAAAAAACAAAAAAACAAUGUCAAAGAGCUGGAUAGAGAAGGGGAGAGGAAUGGAGAUUGAGAGAAAAGAGGUAGAUGCCAAAAAUGAAAUUGGGGUGGCAUGCCCAGAUUUUCUAUGAAACAGCCCUUAGGGAGUCUUGCUCACAGUGUGGUACUGGUAGGAUUUGCAUGGCCAGCUGUGUUUUGUAUAAAUAUGCAUCCAUAUGCAUAUAUAUGAAUGUGCAUAAUGAAAUAUGCUUAGAAAUCUUUUGUGGUGAUACAUAAGUCAGCUAUGUAAUGGUAUCAUUUAACUAGCACAAUUUUGACCACUGGAAACCUCAUCACAGGCAAAAUAGAAAACAAAACAAAAACCCUUAACAUGGGUCAGUAUGGACAUUAGGUUCAAAUAAAUCAGUGGCUUGGACUUGAGGGUUUUCUAAGUGUAUUUAAUUAUGUUCUAAUAAACAUUGGUUUUUUGAUCUCAGAAAUUUUAUGAUGGAUCACAAAUGAUAUCCGACAGUGACUAACAUUGCUUGCUCAUACAAUCAUUUGCUUCCUUACGCUUAAUUUGUCACACUAACCUUCUGUUUUUAAGCCUCUGUCAAAUACAAAAUUUAACCAUCACCUUUACCGGAAAUAUUACAAGUGAUUCAUUCCAUGCAGGACGCUGUAAUCAGAGGAGUAAAGGUGUUAUGAGAAUACUAAAGAGGCCUGCGGCUAAAACAGUGGACUAGGCUGGGUUUAGUCCCGUGUCGACUUCAGUACAGUAAGCCACUAGACAUCAGCAUAUCUGUGAUCUCAUCCCUGAUUCAGGCCAUUGGUACAGAUCACAGCCCAACCAUGCCUUCUUUUAUUCUGUGACAUUUUAUCUUUGUUCUUCUAGACCCUUCACAGGGGAGCUAUACAAUGUAUCAGACUUUUGUUUAAGUUCUUUCUACAUUUCAUGGGUUCAAAUAUAGCCUGGUUUAUGUGUUAUCCUUUUCCAGCCAGACAUUUGCUGAUGUCUGUAGGUUGCUACUUGAAUCAAGGUAGGUUACUAGUUUUAUAAAUAGGGUCAAUACAUAAAUCUCACAAGUCUUAUGAGAGGGGAAUUUGUGAGAAAAUCACCAAGCCCUUCAUUUCCUUUUUUCAUUUAUCAGUGUUUUUCAGAUAUCCUGUCAAUGCCAGCAGUUUCUCAUUUUCAUUCUUUUAGCUCAUUUUGGAGUAUCCCAGUUGCCAAUCCCAAAUUCUUACUUCCUCCAUCCAAUUUCUCAUUUCUGAAGAAGGGAUUGCAGAAAAUCAGCUUUUCAGUGCAACUUUGUGAUCUGGUGUUAAUCACAAGGUUAAUUUCUUCCCUCCUUUCCUUCUCUUAUCUCCCAAUCAACCCUCUCUUUUUUUUUUUUUUUUUUUUUUUUUCUUUUUCUAAUCUCUCAGAGCCAACAGUUUUCUGUGUUCCAUUUUGGGGGGGAGGGAGAGGGAAGGCAUGCUAAAGAUAAUGCAAGGUUUUUCUUCCAACUUGACAUUUAUCAAUCACCUAAUAUGUGCUAAAGAUACACUAGGAAACAAUUUAGCCUAAUGCAACGCACCCAGCUUGAUGUUAUCGCUGUUCAUUCCUUUUGGCUUCUCCAUUGGUUCAGAGAGGAUGUUCUUUCACAGCUGUCGAUCUGCUCUAUGGCAAACACUGCCAUCUAUUCAUCUGACUUCACCCCAUCUGGAUAGGGGUAGGGAAUAUCCUGAAGGUGCUAUGACUACUAAGCUCUCUAUUCAGAUGAAAUGUACUAUGAUUGUAGUGGCAGAAAAUCGGCUACCACCCAUCUUCCCAAAGGUCUCAGCCCAGAUUUUCCUUAUAUUAUGGUUGUCAAAGUUUCUUCUGCAGUUAAACAAAAUAUUUUAAGAGUUUGGCUUCAUGAAGCAGGGGGAGUAAGUAUAAAGCCAUAGUCCUAUCUGGCAGGGAAGAUGAUAGUGGGAAAGGGAAGGACAGAAUAACUAAAGUUGCCAUAGUAAGCCCUAAUGUAUUUGUAUGUGAGACACUGAAAGAAGAGGUUGGUUAUUACUCGCUGGUCUCAAGUAUUUUACUCAGAGCAAUACAUCUUAUGGGCUCAAGGCCAGACUCUUUGUACUCCAGGUUUGCUCCCAAUUAACUCACAUGAAACCUUAUUAGCCUUCAAGAUACCCUUGUAGCUCAACUCUGGCCUCUUGCCAGAAGUCGAUUUGAUUUUAAUGAAUAACUAAUCAUCCUUGCAAAUAUCAGCUGUUGACAUUAGAUCUAUGGGUGUAGAUACUCUUCAAGCACAUUAAAAACAUUUUGAAAACCUAAUUUCUUUAUUCUCUGGUGUCUGUGGUCAAAAUAUACUAUUCUGUGUUAAAGUGGUUUCCAUGUAUCAUCACCUUUGUUUUAUGGGAAGUGCAAGGGCAUUUGGCUGAUGGCACUGUUUCUACUUCCUGCUUUUAACCCUCCUUGACUUCAAAAGAUCUCUUUCCUGAGAUUUUUCAUUUUCUUAAACACAGCCAAUUUGGUAUAUAAAUCAUAUAAUCUUAGCUUUUGUCUGCUCCUCAGGAUUUAUGAUUUAUCUGGACAUUUGACUGCAUAAAAGAAUUUCCUGUCUCUCCCUCAUUAGGUUAAGGAGCUGGAUAUUUUGUCAUCUUUAUUCACAUUGAAGAACCUCUAUUGUUGAUUUACAGGGUGAAAUUUUUGUAGCCUUUUCUUCUGCUCAAGGUUGCAAAAACAAUCCCAGUUUUGGGGACCAGUUCUGAUCAAUUUAUACUAUUUAUUCAAUUGAAGGUUAAUUAAAAAAAAAAUUUUUUUUAAAGUAAGGCAAGACACAGGUGUGUGUCCAGAAUUGUGAUAUCACUGAUGUAGGGAUUUUCAGGAGUUUCAGGUUUAAUUCCCUCUACUGAUGUAGAAGACUCAGAAAAAGUUUCUCAACUUCAUUAAGUAGAUUUCUGCUGUUAUGGUUAUAUUAAGGCAUUGUAUAUAUAAUCCUUGACUUGUGCUUAGGUGGCAAUGUUCACUCCAUGUACCAUGCAGCAAAGAAUUAAUUUCAUACUUAUAUUUUACAAUAUGUAAUACAAGUACUCGUCUUUUCUAACUAAUGGCAUUAUAUAAUAUUACAGGGUUACAUUACAAGUGAAAGUAUAAACUGUGCGAGGGUCCAAUUACUUGUAUAUUAACAGAAGAGGCUUUAUAAUCCUGAAACCAAACAAUGUAGCAACUCCCAAGUGACCACCACACAUUAAAUGCUUUUCCAUUUGAAUCUGGGAAAAUAGAAGGGUCCUCCAUGAGUAAAUGUAUGAUGAAAAACUAACGAGCCAAUUAUACUGGCUACGUGGUUUUGCUGUCAUUUAAUGCAUCUUAAAUCACUGAGGAAGAAAAAGAAAAAGACACUUUAUAAUUUAACUAAUUGCACUUUAUUUUACACCGAGGACAUUUCAUACAGAUUAUUCCAAAUAAAGUGGCUAACCAUGUUCUGAAAUCACUUUCAUUUUAGGCCAACAAGUUUGUCAUGGUAAUUAAUAAAUACCAAUGCAUUUAAAAUAAAUGGAUGUUUUUAAAUUAUUUAAGUCACACUUAAAUUGCAUAUAUAGUCUAAAUUUUUAAUAUUUCAGCUUGACAAAUUAAUAUUACUUUUUACAUAAUGGUUUAUGAGCUUUUAUUAUGCUGACACAAUUCAAAUGACUAUUAUUAUUUCACAAAAAGCUUCAUUUCACUGUAUAUUCAGCAUUUUCUUUGGCUGCGUGAUAGUGAUAAGCAAAUUUGGUGAUAAAAUGUAACGAAGGGGCAAUUUAUCAUGAGAAAAUAAAUACAAGAAGCACUUAAACUUCAAACACAAGACAUAUCAACGUCUGAACACUGAAAAUCAUCAUGGCAAGCGGGGUAGAUUUUAGGUUGCAGCAAAUCAUUUCCUGGCUUUGAGAGGCACGAAAAUUCCGUUAGAUUCCUUAUUUAGUAAUAAGAUGACUGAGUUAUCCCAUAGUUAUAACAUGGCCCAAAUGUGGGAGGAAUAACUGUUGGAACUUGACCAAUUCUGACCAUGUUGUUAUGGCAAAUAUAAAAAUGUUAAUA